AUGGACACCAUUCUAGCCUGUCUCAGUGCCUGUCUUCCCUGUUUUCCUGACCUUGCCUCACCCUAUGUCUUCCUCAACACCCACAAGUACAAGAUUGUGCGUCUUCUCGGGGAGGGUGGCUUUUCCUACGUUUACCUCGUGAAAUCCAACAACAACUCGCUAUAUGCCUUGAAGAAAAUCAGAUGCCCCUAUGGACUGAAUGACGAGACUUACAAAAACGCCAUGAACGAAAUCAAAAACUACCACCGUUUCGCCAACUCCAAGACACCAUACAUAAUACAGUCAAUUGAAGAAGCCAUCGUCAACGAACCGGACGGUUCAAAGACUAUCUAUGUCCUCUUGCCCUACUUCGAGAAAUCGCUCCAGGAUAUCAUCAAUGACCUCGUUCUCAACGAUAGAAAGAUGGAUCAAGACGAAAUCUUGAAAAUCGUCAUUGGAGUAUGCCGAGGCUUGAAAGUCAUGCACAACUUCAAAAAAGUGGGCAGCUCAAGCACUACUGUCGUUCCAGAAGAGGAGGAAGAAGAUCUCUUGCUACCAGCGGGCAGUGAUGACGAAGACGAAGUAGUGUCGAAUUUGGCCAGCGGAACCGAACUCGCUGAAUUGGCUCCUUUUGCGCACAGAGACAUCAAGCCUGCUAAUGUAAUGCUUUCAGCUGAGGGAUUGCCAGUACUUGUAGACUUGGGCUCAUGCUCUAAGGCACGUUUCCAUGUGAAAAAUCGCCAGCAGGCACUUACUCUAACAGACUUUGCUCAAGAACACUGUACUCUACCAUAUAGAGCCCCGGAACUUUUGGACGUGGAGACAAAUGCCAGAAUAACUGAGAAAACUGACAUAUGGUCCCUCGGAUGUUUGAUCUACUGCUGCUGUUUCGGCUUUUCCCCGUUUGAGAAAUUGGAAAUCGAACAGGGUGCAAAUUUGAACUUGGCCAUUUCCCAGGGCAGAUACUCUAUCCCAAGUGACAAAAGAGGCUAUUCCGACGAUUUGAUAGCUAUAAUUAAACAGUGUCUUGUGCUUAAGCCAGAGAACAGAGCCGAUGUCGACACGAUCUUGGAGGCUGCUUUGAGUCUUACCCGAAGUCAAGCAUACUGA
This is a messenger RNA of Scheffersomyces stipitis CBS 6054, 1089 nucleotides long. RefSeq names its product putative serine/threonine protein kinase (gene STK1). The coding region runs from base 1 to 1089 and encodes 362 amino acids. Gene Ontology annotation, cellular component: cytoplasm; Golgi apparatus. Gene Ontology annotation, biological process: regulation of vacuole fusion, non-autophagic; vacuolar protein processing; protein phosphorylation. The transcript has a single exon. Lineage: Eukaryota; Fungi; Ascomycota; Pichiomycetes; Serinales; Debaryomycetaceae. The record is from RefSeq and is a predicted model, not a curated record. Gene Ontology annotation, molecular function: protein serine/threonine kinase activity; ATP binding.